UCUGAUUUCUGGUCGAUGGAUUUAUCACUGACAAUACAACAAUAUUUUAGCUAGAAAAUCAAGUAAAGCAUGGGUGACUGGAGCUUUCUAGGGCGGCUGCUGGAGAAUGCUCAAGAACACUCCACUGUGAUUGGAAAGGUUUGGUUGACUGUCCUCUUCAUCUUCCGCAUCCUGGUGCUGGGCGCAGCAGCCGAAGAGGUUUGGGGUGACGAGCAGUCCGACUUCACCUGUAACACGCAACAGCCCGGUUGCGAGAACGUCUGCUACGAUGAGGCCUUCCCCAUCUCCCACAUCCGCUUCUGGGUGCUGCAGAUCAUCUUUGUCUCCACACCCACCCUCAUCUACCUGGGCCAUGUGCUGCACAUCGUCCGCAUGGAGGAGAAGAGGAGGGAAAGGGAGGAGGAGCUCAGAAAGGCAGGGAGACACCAGGAGGACCAUGACCCUCUUUAUCACAACGGAGUUGGUGAUGGAGGAGGAGGUGGUGGGAAGAAAGAGAAGCCACCAAUCAGGGAUGAGCAUGGGAAGAUCCGCAUCCGAGGAGCAUUACUAAGGACCUACAUCUUCAACAUUAUCUUCAAGACUUUGUUUGAGGUGGGCUUCAUCCUGGGACAGUACUUCCUCUAUGGUUUCCACCUGAGGCCGCUCUAUAAAUGUGGUCGAUGGCCUUGCCCCAAUACAGUGGACUGUUUCAUCUCCAGGCCCACUGAAAAGACCAUUUUCAUCAUCUUCAUGUUGGUGGUCGCCUGUGUGUCUCUGCUCCUCAACCUGCUGGAGAUCUACCACCUGGGCUGGAAGAAGGUCAAGCAGGGAGUAACCAAUGAAUUUGCACCUGACGCUGAAUCACUGCUGUUGAGUGCAGACGAGCGUGGUGAUGCGGAGACGAUUCCUGAGCAGACGUCUCCGUCUGUGCUCGACUGUUUGCCAGUGUACACCAGCGUCAGCGUGGUGGGUGGAGGAGUAGUGGAGGGACGAGCCUACAGUCCUGCUGAGGCUUCCCCUACUGUGAUCUCCUUAAAUCCUAACAUGGCCUCUGUGCCUGCUGCCAUCAAAGCUGGAGGUGCAGCGUUCCACCCGGAUGACUUCCUGUUAGAGGCCAUUCCCGCUUCUUUUUACGAAAAUGGUGAGAAAGUCGGGAACAACGGUCAGGUGACAGCAAUGGAGCAGAACUGGAGCAACAUGGAACUGGAGCUCCAGGCUCUGGAUGGAAAAAACUCCUCCUCUUCUUGCCCUCCUCUCCCCUCUUCUCCCACUUCGAUCUCCUCCUCCCCUCAGGAGGAGAUGACCCCACCACCUUCGCAGGAGGACCAGCUCUCCUCCUUUCCCACACUCCCUCGCGACACCCCUCUUUACCCCAUCGCACCUCGAGAGGAAACAGAGGACGAGGAAAGCACCUCAGCACCGAGUGCACCCCCGUAUGACGACUUCACUGUGGUUACCAAAGCGGAGAUGCAUCAGCCUCCAGCUGCCGUGGCAACAGACAUCCGGAAGCCAAGUCGAGCCAACAAGAGCAGCGGUGUCCGAGCUCGCCCUGAUGACCUGGCAGUGUAG
Messenger RNA from Sphaeramia orbicularis (orbiculate cardinalfish), 1548 nucleotides. Its product is annotated as gap junction alpha-3 protein-like. The record is from RefSeq and is a predicted model, not a curated record. The transcript is spliced from 4 exons. NCBI's taxonomy places the organism in Eukaryota, Metazoa, Chordata, Actinopteri, Kurtiformes, Apogonidae. The coding region runs from base 70 to 1548 and encodes 492 amino acids. Gene Ontology annotation, biological process: cell-cell signaling. Gene Ontology annotation, molecular function: gap junction channel activity. Gene Ontology annotation, cellular component: connexin complex.